Messenger RNA from Morus notabilis, 536 nucleotides. RefSeq names its product non-specific lipid-transfer protein-like protein At2g13820. Gene Ontology annotation, biological process: lipid transport. The transcript is spliced from 2 exons. The record is from RefSeq and is a predicted model, not a curated record. Bases 78 to 461 code for a protein of 127 amino acids. Lineage: Eukaryota; Viridiplantae; Streptophyta; Magnoliopsida; Rosales; Moraceae. Gene Ontology annotation, molecular function: lipid binding.
CUCCAUACAAGAUUACUAGUACAUUAUAAAGCAAAUUUUCCCCUCUACGAAAGUUAUAAACCUCAUAAUCUCACAAAAUGGCACCAAAUUGUGCUAUGCUAGAAAUCGGUCUAAUCCUAGUCCUCGUGACAACAUUUUCUCAUGGAGCCACUGCUCAAUCUGGUUGCACCAGUGUGCUGAUAAGCCUAUCCCCAUGCCUAAACUACGUCACUGGGAGUUCCUCCACGCCAACAUCUUCAUGCUGCUCACAGCUGGCGAGCGUGGUUCAAUCGCAGCCACGAUGUCUUUGCUCGGUGCUCAAUGGCGGCGCCAUGUCAUCACUUGGCAUCACUCUUAACCAAACUCUUGCCACAUCACUCCCCGGUGCUUGUAGCGUUCAGACGCCACCAAUUAGCCGUUGCAAUAAUGCUGCUAAUGGACCAGCAUCUUCAACUAGUGCUCCAGCAGAUACUAAACUCUGACUACAUCAACACUACUGGGGACAAAUCAUAUAAAGAAAAUCAUACCAUAUAUGCACUUCUCUUGUUGCUGUUCUU